AUGGCGGUGCCACUAGCGUCUCCGGCCACAAUCUCGCUACCAACAGCUCCCGUGGUUUCAUCUGCAAGCGUGAUCCAGAUACCACCCGAACCGACACCUGCAUCUGUCAUACCAACCAGUGCGGUAACCUCGGUUGUGACUGUCGGAUCGGUAGUACCAACACAUCCGCCACUUGUCACUAAUUCACAUCUUGAUCUAUCGGCACUGCAGAAGUUGGAUUCAGAGCUUAGAAAAGUGAGUGGCGUAUCGACUGUCAGCGGUGUAUCAACUGUUUCCGCAGGAGCCACAGCAGCUCAUGCUCCAAUCCCUGAAGCUAUGACACAAUCUGCAAUCACAACAUUACACUCUGGUGCUCAGGUAAGGCCUACUCGAUAA
Molecule: messenger RNA, 375 nt
Organism: Cylicostephanus goldi
Lineage: Eukaryota; Metazoa; Nematoda; Chromadorea; Rhabditida; Strongylidae
Source: the annotation of a GenBank genome assembly